AUGGCGGCCGGCGCGCGCGCCUACCUGUCGCCGCUAACGAAGCCGUCGAUGCCGACGGCGGCGUCGGCGUCGCGGACAGACGCCGGCCCGGAGGCCGCGUCCGAGACCGACCCUUCUCUGAUCCCCGUCUCUGGCUCCCACAGCGGACAGACGCCGGCGCGGCAGCCGUCGUACAGACGCCGGCCCGAAGGCCGCCACGGCACCACCCUGUGGCCCGCCAUGUACCACAACGGCGUGCACGGCACGGGCGGGUACGGCCUGGAGGGAGGCGGCUGCGGCAGCGGCCUCUCCAUGAACUUCGGCGGCUUUAAGCUGCCGCCGUCUCGCGAGAUGCCGCACCCGGGCAUAGCGCAGGCCUUCCCGCGCUACGGCUACACGGGCGGCAACAUGAUGCCCUGGGCCUGCAACAACAUGACCGGCCUGCAGUCGCUGCAGCGCGGAACAUACGAGUUUCGUGAGUGCGUUCAGUGUGGCACGGUCACCCAGUCCUGCUACCCGGACGGCACGGGGCACUUCCUCUGCGGCGCCUGCUUCUGCAACCCCAAGUGGAAGGGCAUGGGCCAUCCUCGUCUCUUCAACGCCAGGAGAGGGUCGCCGUACGCUCGUCGAUUUCACUCGAUGUGCACGAACUGUGGCACCACGCAGACGACUCUCUGGAGGCGGAACAACGAAGGUGAGCCGGUUUGCAACGCCUGUGGUCUGUACUUCAAGCUUCAUGGCAUCCGCCGACCCCUGUCCAUGAGGAAAGACGGAAUUCAAACUCGGAAACGGAAGCCGAAAAGCAAGAGACGAACAGAAGAUAAGGACAAAAAAGAGUGCGCAAGCAUCGAGAAGGGCAAGGAGUGCCAGCUGACGACGCCAGCGCGGGAGACCCCGACGACAGCGGCCGCCACGUCCACCUCCUGCCGGCCGGCCGCCGCCGAGCCGACGCUCAGCUGCUCCUACCGGUCGGUCGCCGGCAGCGCCACCUCGGAGUUCGGCGCAGCGACCGGGGCGCCAUCUGUGCACCGGUCGCCCGUGUCCGGCUCGAGCCUGCGCGGCCGGCCGGCCCAGUAG
Molecule: messenger RNA, 1056 nt
Organism: Pollicipes pollicipes
Lineage: Eukaryota; Metazoa; Arthropoda; Thecostraca; Pollicipedomorpha; Pollicipedidae
Product: transcription factor GATA-6
Exons: 9
Coding region: 1-1056 (351 amino acids)
Biological process (GO): cell fate commitment; negative regulation of transcription by RNA polymerase II; positive regulation of transcription by RNA polymerase II
Cellular component (GO): nucleus
Molecular function (GO): DNA-binding transcription factor activity, RNA polymerase II-specific; zinc ion binding; RNA polymerase II cis-regulatory region sequence-specific DNA binding
Source: RefSeq, a predicted model, not a curated record